Molecule: messenger RNA, 1122 nt
Organism: Erigeron canadensis
Lineage: Eukaryota; Viridiplantae; Streptophyta; Magnoliopsida; Asterales; Asteraceae
Exons: 2
Coding region: 1-1122 (373 amino acids)
Source: RefSeq, a predicted model, not a curated record
AUGAACCGUUUUGAAUGGCCCGACGAUAGUAGUUUAGAGGUUUUUGUGAACGCCAUUGAGUCCGAAGAAGCCGAAAGUUCCACGGCGCGGUCACGGGCGAAGCGUAAAGUCAUGAACCACAACCGUCGGACCGCUUCACAAAGGUUGCACCGCGACUACUUUUGUGGAGAACCAAAAUACGACGAUGAUUUUUUUGAAGAUAGGUAUCGUAUGUCUAAAAGACUAUUUUUAAAGAUCAUGCAUGAUCUUAAGUCGAGAUACGCGUAUUUUCAGGACUCAUAUGAUGCCUGGUUGGCCAAGAGUUUUACACCAAUACAGAAGUGCACAUCUACCAUACGGCAACUUGCAACCGGUAAUCCGCCAAAUGAGCACGACGAGUAUUUAGAGAUGGCCGGGAGAACAUCACGUGACUGUAUUCAAUUUUUUUCGGACAUUAUCGUUGACACUUAUAGCACCGAAUAUCUGAGUAACCCAACAACACAUGAUAUCCACCGUUUGUUUGAAGCACACGAAGAGAGGCACCACUUGCCUGGAAUGAUCGGUAGUCUAGAUUUUACACAUCUUGUUAGGAAGAUGUGUCCAAUGGAGUGGAGGGGUCAAUACAAAAGAGGUGAUCAUCAGUACCCCACUAUUAUGUUGGAAGCAACGGCGUCUCAGGAUUUAUGGAUAUGUGUAAAUGGGCGUACGUAUAAAUGUGGGUACUAUCUAGUCGAUGGCAUAUAUCUUACGUGGUCUACGUUUGUUAAAGCGUACAAAUACCCUACCGACUCGAAAGAAAAAAUGUUCAAAACGGCACAAGAGGCAGCUCGCAAAGAUAUUGAACUGGAAUUUGGUGUUCUCAAAGGAAAAUGGCAUAUCCUUGAUCGACCGUUUCGACAACAGUCACUAGAAACAAUGAGGAACUUGGUGUAUGCGUGUGUGAUUCUGCACAACAUGGUCAUUCAGGAUAGUGGUUGUGCGAUCUGCCCAGUUCAUAUAGGAGAUCCAGUCCUCCAGCCAAGUAGUCAUCAAGACCCCUUACCGGAGAUACAGAACGAGGAGAUACAUUUUUGUCUCCGGUAUGAUCUGACAGAGCAUCUAGCGGGACUAAACUUACCACACCUCCAGCCGAACGAUGAGUAG